Messenger RNA from Fonsecaea nubica, 1896 nucleotides. RefSeq lists its product as hypothetical. The coding region runs from base 1 to 1896 and encodes 631 amino acids. The transcript has 2 exons. Gene Ontology annotation, molecular function: ceramide glucosyltransferase activity. Gene Ontology annotation, cellular component: membrane. NCBI's taxonomy places the organism in Eukaryota, Fungi, Ascomycota, Eurotiomycetes, Chaetothyriales, Herpotrichiellaceae. The record is from RefSeq and is a predicted model, not a curated record. Gene Ontology annotation, biological process: glucosylceramide biosynthetic process.
AUGCUCAGAGAUCAUAUCGCGGUGAUUUGCAUCGCGUGGUACAUUUUCAUAGCCUGCGUCUGCGCCAUUGGCUACAUUUGUCUAUUUCUCUACUAUCGCCAGACGCCUUCACGGGGCGCCGUCCUUGCAGACGAGUCGGCAAAGCACCAAACCCCCCAUGUCACGGUGAUCCGACCCUGCAAGGGCCUCGAACCCUACCUGUACGAAUGUCUCGCGUCGACGUUCCGACAAGAUUACCCCCGGGACAGGGUAGCGGUGCACUUUUGUGUCUCGUCGCGAAAUGACCCGGCGUACGGCAUCAUCGAGAGGGUCGUGGGCGACCACCCGGCCCACAAUGCGCGCAUCUUCAUCGAGGAGGAAGACGACGGACUCGCCAACGGAGACGAGGAGGAGAGCUACUAUCGCAGGUCUCUAGGGCCCAACCCGAAGAUACGGAACAUGAGCAAAGCAUACCGCGAUGCAGGCGAGCGGGAUCUCAUAUGGAUCCUGGACUGUAAUGUCUGGGUGGGCCGGGGUGUUUGUGCGCGCAUGGUUGACAGGUUAUGCGGUUUCACGACUGAAGGACACCCACCACCAACGCCAUACAAAUUGGUUCAUCAUCUCCCCGUAUCAGUCGAUGUGGAUCUGCGCACCGACCAGGCUGAUGGACGGGUGGCAGAUUCUGCGUUUCGGAGUGACCGUCCUUCCACACCACCCCAGCCCGCCAACACACUCACUACCGCUACUCUGUCUAAGCUAGAUCAACUCAAGCGGGGUGCUGGCGGCCGUGUCGAAGAGCUCUUCCUCUCCUCCUCGCAUGCAAAGAUGUACGUUGCCAUCAACACCGUGGCCGUGGCUCCUUGCAUCCUGGGAAAAUCUACCAUGUUCCGACGAGUGCACUUGGACCAUCUCACCGCCCAAAAAGCCCUCGAGGACGCCAGAAGCACGAGGAGUGGCGGCGCGAAGGAUCAUCACGAAGAGAGCAGGGGCCCUCAUCAUACCCGGAUCGGCAUCGACUAUUUCUCCCACAACAUCUGCGAAGACCAUCUCAUCGGCGACCUGCUGUGGAAAUCCCCCGUGCCGGCGGUCCCUGACCUUCCGAAGAAGAUGAGAAACCAUGGGCUAGUAUACGGUGACCUGGCGAUCCAACCCAUCAACUCCAUGUCGCUGCAAUCUUACAUAUCCCGACGGGUCCGGUGGUUGAGGGUGAGGAAGUUCACGGUGCCUGUGGCAACGUUAGUCGAGCCUGGCACAGAGAGUUUUCUCUGUUCGCUGAUGGGCGCCUGGGGCUUGACUACCUUUAGCGGGACAAAGAGCUGGGCUGGGGAGUCGUGGGGGCGGUUUUGGAUGUGGUGGAGCGUGAGCAUCCUCUGCUGGCUGGCGGUGGACUGGACCGUGUAUUUGUUACUGCACUCAGGCCGAACCAUUGAGACGUCUACGCCACAACCCUCAUCCUCACUCUCACCCUUAUCGAACUCCUCGAACACAAACUCCUCAGCCGCAGCACUUGAAACUUCAGAAGACGGACGACCCGAACUCCCCGUGUUCGCCCAACCUCUUUCCGCCGCCGUGCGCUCACGGCGAAGCUUCUCGGCCUGGCUCCUCGCCUGGCUGGGACGGGAGUCUCUCGCUUUCCCCAUCUGGGCCUGGGCAAUCUGGGGCGGCACGACCGUGACCUGGCGCGACCGGCGGUUCUGGGUCGGGUUCGAUAUGAGAGUUCACGAGAUCCGAGAUGCGAAGAGCGGGAGCAGCAGUAGCAAGGAUAAACACCGGGACGCCAGUUUAAUGGGGAAGAGUAAUGGACACAUGACGGGGAUAAACGAGAACGUGAAUGGGAAUGUGAAUGCCAAGACGACGAACGCCAACCGGACUUUGAGGGAACGCAGAGACCCAAAUCGGAUAAUGAGGGAGCAAUGA